This is a messenger RNA of Corylus avellana, 1165 nucleotides long. RefSeq names its product Protein of unknown function, transmembrane-40 (gene CAND2). The record is from RefSeq and is a predicted model, not a curated record. Gene Ontology annotation, molecular function: G protein-coupled receptor activity. Gene Ontology annotation, cellular component: plasma membrane. Lineage: Eukaryota; Viridiplantae; Streptophyta; Magnoliopsida; Fagales; Betulaceae. Gene Ontology annotation, biological process: G protein-coupled receptor signaling pathway.
AACUAUCUGCAUUUCAACCAGGUUUUUCCCUUUUGAACUGAACCUAGGGUUAGGGUUUUCCAAAUUCUUCUUUUCCUCCCCGAUUGAAUCCGGGUUUUUGUUUCGCCCAGAAAUGCGGGCUCUCCAAGAAUCACUCACGCUCUCUUCGCUCUCAAACUCGGACCCAAGAUUCUAUGAUUGGCUCUUCGAGUGCCACGGCUUCUGGCACAAUGUGGCGCUCAUUAUUCCUUCCCUUCUCUUCAUUCUCUACCUGUCCUUCCAAGCCAAGAAGAGCUUCUCCAAGCUAUCGCAUGGACGGUCUUAUGUUAUAAUUGCGUACUACGCGUGCCUCUGGCUUGUUAGCUUGUUCAACCUGAUUUGGUGCUGUUUUCAGGCAUGGGAGUGCACUCCCGGAAAAGAACUGGCAUGGAAUGUCUUGUCUUUGCUUACAACAUCUGGAAUGCUAUUUUUGGAAGUAAGCUUGGUGGCCUUUUUAUUCCAAGGAAAUCAUGUGAGUGGGUUAGAAGCGUUGACACGGACAUUUGUUGUCUCAGGGCUUAUCGUCGGUAUGGAUUUCCUCCUAAAGGCAAUUUAUCUAUUUGGAUUUGGGAUCCCGUUAUUCAUUGACAGCAAUGAUCAUACACAUCAGAUGAAGUGGAACUUGUGGGUUGUUCAUAGGCUGGUGCUGACCGCAGUCUAUGGCUUCAUACUGUUCAUGUACCAUUCCAAGUGGAGAGAAAGAUUACCUGCAAGACCUGCAUUCUACAACUACAUUGCUAUCAUGUUCUCGACGAAUGCUCUUGCACUGUUUGCUUGUGCACUUACUGGAAACGGGGCUAGUUUUGGGUUCUGGUUGUACGGUGCCACCAUUGUCUGCUAUCAUGCCUUCUAUCUUCCUCUUCUAUAUGUGACAUUUCUGGCUGACUUUUUCCAGGAGGAAGAUUUGCAUUUAGAGAACGUAUACUACUCGGAGAUGAAAGAUGCUGGUUUCUUUGAUGCUGAUUGGGAGUGAUAUGGUGACUUCUGAAUCACAACAUGAUCUGGUUACAACACUCUGUAUAUAAAAGUAAAUAUGUACUUCAAUCUCAGAAUGUUGAGAUGCAGGCAAUGUUUGAUCAAUGUUUGUAUGGCUCCAUAUCUUUUUCUCAACUGUAGAAGCUAUUACCAUGUUGUCCCCUUUUUGCUA